Phytophthora sojae is the source of this 633-nucleotide messenger RNA. RefSeq lists its product as hypothetical. Bases 1 to 633 code for a protein of 210 amino acids. NCBI's taxonomy places the organism in Eukaryota, Oomycota, Peronosporomycetes, Peronosporales, Peronosporaceae. The transcript has a single exon. The record is from RefSeq and is a predicted model, not a curated record.
AUGCCGCGUCUAACGUCGCGAUCGACACUGCAUCUCCUGCCUGAGGACGUAGCGGCAGGCGCCUUCCCUCUCCCAUUCUAUGCCCGAGUCGUCGGUAUAGAGGGGGACGAGGUCAAGUUCCGAAGCUUUGACGGGGAAGAAGGAGCGCUUUCGCGGUCAGUCGCCGCUCGCCGAACAGUCACGAUAGCGGCCGUGAACAAGAUGGGGAGGGUGUCGCUGCUUCGCCGGCCAGUGGCCGUCACCACGGGAGAUCCGGAGCCCAAGACUUUCCAUGGUCAAGUCGUUGGUGUUGAGGAUCGCGAGGUGACAGUCGAGUCCGACGGUACCCAAAUCGUUGCUCAAGUCGACGCGAUCAAGGUGGUGGCGCCUGUGGUGGCUCUACGUCUGCAGCAUGUCGCGCUCGACACGAGCGAGUGGAGUUCUGCGGACGUCGACAACAUGCAGACGGCCAUACUAUCGAGGGUAUUGGGAGAAGGGAAUAACGAGGGAAGCCGGUCUAUCAGCUGUAUACUUAGUGGACUGAUCGACGAACAGAAUCAUCCCGAGCCGUCUGCAAUCUGCAAGUGGGUGGAUCCUCAGUCGGGAUCAGAGACACAAUUUUCUCUCCAACACGCGCUCGACUACGCCUUCUAA